CGGUCAGUGUUGCAGUGAAACUGAAGAACCCUCUGACUGAAGACACUCUUCCGUUGUCAGACAGUCUUGUGAAGAGAAAGCUCAGGGUUGUCCAUCAGUUUCUUGAUUCUCUGGAGAAUCCUUCUUUGCAUUAUCUCCUCCAGUGGUUCCACAGUCGUCCCCAGAACAGAACCAGCCUUUUUUAUUACGCUGUUGAGCCUUUUAGGUCCCUGCUUCUGAUGCUGCUACCCCAACAGACGAUGGCUGAAGAGAUUACACUCUCAACAACAGACUUGUAGAAGGUCUGCAGCAUCUUGCUACAGACAUUGAAGGACCUAAGCGUCCUCAAACUAAGACUAAGUUAAUUUAGAACUGAGAUGAAAGUUUAGAGCAACGUUAAUUUGCUUUAUGCAUGCAGACUGAGCGGUGCUUCUUAUGUUGUCAAACUGAAUAGUGAAUUUGAAACAAAUAGGUUUUUGUUGCAUGUGGGUGUUUGCAUGAGAGUGACGGGGAGAGGAAAAGGUCCAUGCAAAUCCGCUUUACUGUUGUGGAAAGUCCUAAAACCAGGUGUGUUUGUAAAUAAUGUUUUUGGGUUCAUCCUUGCAUAUGACAUCAGGAGAGCUUCUUAUAGUUACUUCUAAAGUAGAAGACACACUCCAGUCACACUACUGGAUGCUUUGUAACAAAAAACUGAAGUUAAUCUGAUGUCUACAGAUGAUCACUAUAAAGGGAUUUUUACUGUCUGCAUCUGCUGGUGUAACAUUUUAGCUUCAUUAUAUUUUGUGUAGCAUUCCCCUCGUGUGCCUCCCAUUGACUUCCAUUCAAACCACAGUUUUUGAUCCUGUAACAUCUGCAAAAAAAAAAAAAGACAAGUCAUGCAUUCUGUGAUAUUAGGGUUGACUUUUUGAGAAAAGUAGUCAAAUUUGUCCUUUUUACUGUUCACCACCAAAAUCAGUCAUUUCUCCGUUAGUGGCCCAGGCGAGAAACUCUACACAUUUCUUUAGAUCUGCUGUUUACAUUGAACUCUAAACAUCAACAGAACCUCAGACAAGUAAAUAAAACACAGUUUCACUCACUUACUGAACUUCAAAUAUAAACUAAACAUAACAUUUAAAGGUGGCAUAAGGGAGGAAUAACACCUUGUGGUCAAAUUUGGUUACGAGUGAAGAAGAGUCAUAAACAGGAAGUUGAUAAGUAGAUAAAUACAUUUCACUGUAAUAUCAAGUUGUUUGUAAUGGAAAAAGUAGCUUUCUUUAGCAUUGUUAGCUGAAUGUUAGCCUCUAUCCUUCUUCACCCAGAGGAAAACAGAAAGGAUACCGUUGCUUCCUAUGGGCAUAAAAAAAAAUUCUGGGUCGCUCCUGUUUACUGACUUAGGCUUUUUACAAAACACUGCUGCGUUUUCUCCACUGGUGUCAUAUUAUAAAUGCCAGCGCAGCAGCAUUAGCUGGUACGGACUCGACAACACCGUGGGCUCACAGAUUGUAAACAAAGACUAUGUCCCUCUUUGGCCUUUUUCAAAGGAGAAAAACUGACAACCCCACAGAGCAGUGAAUCUGUAUUAAUGCAGCCUUCCUUCCAACAUGACUGAGACUGUUUUUUGAUUAUUUCUCUGUAAGAUUCUUUUUUAUGGUAGCUUUAAAUUAUAGAGGGAAACAAAUAGCGGACAAGCAUCUAGCAUCAUAAAAAAUGACUCGUAUACUUUGGUGCAUGUCUUUUUUAAGCUUGCUGAUGUAAUAUUUUUUUCAUAAAUGCAUAGAUUUGAUUCCCAACCAUCUAAUAAUCUGUUUACUAAACUGCUCAGUCCUCACUGGGUUCUCAUGGAGCUGGUCUCUAACUCCAUCAGUCAUCGGGCGAGAUGUGAGAGACACCCUGAUGGGUCUCCAGUCAACCUGAGAACCUGUGCAUGCAUGGAAAGAACAUGCCAACUCCACACAGGUGGGAUUUGAACCGGUGACCUUCUCACCAACUGCACCAUUGUGCAGCUCUGCCUAGAUAUUUUGAAUGUGAAUCAACAUGUUACCAGAAGUACCCGGAUGUGUUUUUCCCACAGCAUAUUUAGACUGCAGAGUAGAUCUAAGUGAAGGUGUAACUGGAGUUAUUUCACUUAUCUUUGUGAAUGUCGUGUUUCCUAAAGAUGGAAAUGAGAUGAAAAAUUCUGCUUCCUGACUACACUGAUGGUUUUAUCACACUAUCAACAGGAAGGUGUUUGUUUUGAAAGUAAAAUUAGAGUCACUUUUGUGCCUUUUUUUUUUUUUUUUUACUUUGCAUGUGUGAGUUAUGCCUCUCCUACCUGAUAAGUGACUCAGACUCAGCGCUGCGGUCAGCUGGUGCACAGAGGUGCUUCUGGAUGUUUGGCGAUGCUGCAGUGAUUAUUCAGACACACAGGAGCAACAUGCUGGUCUUCAUAUUCCUUUACACGCUGGGCAUAAACAUCUGCCAGGCUACAAAUAAUGACAACUCGACGCAAAUGUAUUAUUACACCCUGACCGUAGACAAAAGUGUCUUUGAGUAUUUACUAGGAAACCUUUCAACGUAUUCGAGCGUCUAUGAGGACUCUGUAAUCCAAGACCUCAAAAUGACAACAACGUGUGAAAACGAAACAGUGUGUAGUUGUGCGUCGGGUCACAGGUGGAGCGACGCAGCUUGUAUGUCCGCUUCUAAAUGUUGUGGUGAGGCGCCAUGUUCCCUCUCAGCAGCCUCAAAUCUGAUGUGUGUUUCAAACAGCACAGUCGGCAUCACGGGGAACAUUACUUUGACCAACACAUCCUAUCAACAAUGUCUGAUGGAUAAAACUUUGCAGCUGUUUAAGGAUUGCGACAGUAGAUUGUUACGUGAGAUGAAAAGUGUUUUCAGUACCAUAAGAGGAUUUGACACUUUAAAAAUCACACAGUACAGCGUCGGGAGCAUUAUCGCGACUUUUGCUAUGACGAUCGUCUCUGGUGUCAAAUCUGCACAACUGCUCAACAGCUCGAUCGUCUUGAACACUAAUGUGAACGGUUAUAUGGAUUUAGUGACGUCAGGAAUCGUCCAUCUAGAAUUACCGAAUCAACCCGUGCAGUAUCACCAGUCUGUCAAUAUUUCCUGCAUAUCACAGGAGGAUCUGGGAUAUAACCCGCAGUGGAAUCUGAAAUCAAAUGGCCAAACAUACCUGAUUACCAAUGGAACCGUUUCAAAAGUGGCUGUGCAACUCCAACAGAGCACAAUCUCACUUAACAAAGUUGAUGAGCUCUGGGAAGGAGAGUAUACAUGUGUCUACAUACAACAGAAAAACUCCACUACCAUAUACCACAAAGCCAACAAAACUAUGAAAAUUUGCCUCCAACCACAAAUUACAGUUUCCACAAAGCCAGCGUUUCCACGCUGCACCAGUAACACCGAUGUGAAGGUGGUGACAGUUAUUUGUGAAAUACCCACAACCAAUGAAAAGUAUAACGUGACAUGGUCACAGUACGCCUCACCUAAGGAGAACAUUUCUGGAAGCAGAGUUCAAAAAUAUACAGCUACUAAAGUUGUAAGCUGUGACCGUGCAAGCACCGAGCCUUCAACGCUACCAUUAGCACAGUGUGAUUUUGUAAACACGUGCCAACAAAAUGCAUCUAAAAAGAUCGCCUUCAUCAUGAUUUACACUGGUGACAAAUACUGUGCAGGGGUUGAUGACUGGGGGGACACCAUGGUCGGAUAUACUGCAGUAAUAAAUUGUCAAAACCAGGCUGGAGUGAGAAGACGUUAUUGCACAGGGGAUGGAAAAUGGCAGGAUGAGGUGUCAGAGUGUGUGAAUCAGGGCCUCUUCGAUGUGUUGCAGAGUGCCAUAAUUAGUGACAUCGGACUUGGCGCGCUGAAUCUGAAUGCUGAAGACGUAUUUUCUCGCUUUCAGAAUGUCACUAAGACAUCAACAUUAAACAGCUUUGCCAACAUGAAUACCUCGGUUCUAGUACUCAGCACCAUGCAACCAAAGCUCACAAGUAUAAGCAGUGGUUCAGCAAUAGACAACUUUCUGGACUCAUCCAGUAAUUUGCUGAACGAGACUCUCGUGCAAUCCUGGAAUGCAAACUCUAAUGACAGCUACUCAUUGGCUAGUACAUUUUUGAAUUCAGUUGAGAACUUAGUCAAGAAAUCAAACACGACAGGGCUAAUUAAUAAAUUGAAUCUACAGGUAUAUACAUGCAAUGAUCGCAGGUGCAACAACACUGUUUUUAAUGUUAGCGUUAAAAUUGACAGUUCAAGCACUGUGAAAACAAUUGGGUACAAAUCCCUGGACCAGCUUUUGCCUACUUCCAAUGACAAGACACAGGUCAACAGCAUAGUUGUGUCGACAACUACAGACACAAAACAAGAUAACCCCAUAAUUGAAAUGCAGUUUGACCUACAUAAACCAAGACCUCGCAAUGUUGUGUUGCAGUGUGCCUUUUGGAACAAUGAAACAUGGUCAACAAGGGGGUGUACGUGGGGUGGCUCCAGCAAUGAGGGACUCUGCACUUGCGAUCAUCUCUCCGCAUUUACCAUUCUAAUAUCCAGUGAUCCCAUCAAAGUCCCAAUGUUAGAUCAGAUAACUUCUGUUGGUCUGGGAAUAUCGGUAGUGUCACUCAUCAUCUGCCUUGUGAUAGAACUGAUUGUCUGGAGUGAUGUUGUUAAGACAAACACUUUGUAUUUGAGACAUACUGCCCAUGUGAACAUUGCCUUGUGCUUGCUGGUUGCUAAUGCAUGUUUUUUAGCAUCUUCCAACCCAGAAGGUCUUACAGACAUAUGGUGUAGAACAUCUGUGGUGCUGAAGCAUUUUUGUUACCUGGCCAUGUUCUUCUGGAUGCUGUGUCUUAGUAUCACACUCCUCCACCAAGCAGUUUUCUUGUUCCAUAAAGUGAGCAAGAGGAACUACCUGCGGUUCUCGUUGGUCCUGGGCUAUGGUUUCCCCUUUAUUAUUGUUUUUGUCACGUUUCUUAGCUACAGUGCAGGAGCUCAAGGUUUGUACUACUCCUCAGAUACCUGCUGGCUGGUUUAUAAAGGCCUUCUGCAGGGCUCCUAUUAUACGUUUGUCAUUCCAGUAGGCAUAAUCAUUUUUGUCAAUGUGUUCUCCAUGGUGGUGGUAAUUAUGAAGCUUUUAAGUGCCCACCAUCAGCAUGCAGACGCAUCACAGGAAAGGGAGAAAGCAGCAGCCAAAACGGUGUUGAGGGCGGUUAUCCUGCUGACCCCAAUCUUUGGCGUGACAUGGGUUUUUGGAUUAGCUGUGGAGAUUUUCGACCUCACAGAUGGACCUCUGGCUCUAGCGAUCAAUUACCUCUUUGUCAUUCUAAACGCCUUUCAGGGCUUGUUCAUUUUGUUGACCUCGUACUUGUGUGACAAAAUGACCCGUGAUGCACUGAUGAAGUUCUUCAAGAAGACAACUCCAGCAGUCUCCAGCAUGAGUGAAAGCACCACAAAGUUAGAAACAUCAUUCAGGAAAUAAAAUCACGCCAAGUGAUGACAAACCAGCUAUUGCACGUAAAACUGUUUACGUAAAAUUGCCUAAAGAAAUACAUUUAAAAUGAUACAUUUACUCUGAUGCGAUUGCUUGACUGUCAGUCAUACAUUUUUAUUGCACAUUAAUCAUGCUAAAACAUAUAUUUAUCUGUCUUUUGCUUUUUAUAUACAUUAGUGACAUCUGAGGCUUCCUGUGCAGAGUGGGUAUGCACCUUCCCAUGCAAAACUCCAAAUGUAUCAAUAAUAAAAAUGACAUAUGAAAAGUGUGCAGCUCCAGGCUGAAUGGCCCAGUCAGCUCUGAACUGAGUCAUAUCAGUUGUGUGGGAUGAGAUUAUCUGUAUGGCUCUUCCAAAUUCCCAUAAAAGGCAGUUAAACAUUAAACAUAAUUUGCUGCGAUAGCCAGUGAUGUGACUGGAGCCAUCGGCUGCACACAUAUAACUUAAGAAUGGCAUCACACGGUGAAAAUAUUUACUGAAAACACUCAUUCGCUCAAAUUGGAUAAAACGAUUGUGCGAAAGUGACCUGAUUUAAUGAACGAAUCUUUCGUUCUAACGAACUGAGGAACUACCUGUCUUCUGCUGUUCUCUUCAUUCCCACAGAUACACAUGAUUUUUAAUUGUGCAGAUAAUAAUUAGACAUGUAGGACUUGUGUGCAUCUAUUUGCAUGUUUAAAUUUGCAAGAAUAUAUGUGAAGAUGAGAUUCCUGGUAUUCACUAGCGUGUGCUCACUUUCAUUCGUCUGAAUUUGUUUGUGCAUAUACCGUUUUCUCGAUCUAAGCUGUCUUUGCACAUGAGGCCCCAGAUCUUAAUAAGUUAGAUGACGCUAUUUACAGAUGUCAUAUGAAUGAGGUUAUAUUGUGUUGCAUGUUUUAAUUCACACAUUAGAAGAGACUAUAGUGCAAGUUUUAAAUGAUUAUCAAACUUUGUUUUGUAAAUUUUCUUAUUUUUGCUCUCAGUAGUCCAGUUAUUCUCCCUUUCUUUACUUCGUUCUGCCCAUUCUUCAUCUGUGUCAUCCAUUGAAAUACCUUCUUGAGCUGCUUUUUUGCGGUAGGCCUGACACUCUGUCUCUGCUCUACAACAAACAAAAACAGGACGGUUUAUUAACUGUGAUGAAUAAAUAUAUAUAUACAUAAACAUAAUGAAAUGCUUAUUGUAUUAAAGAUGGAAGAAACUGG
Molecule: messenger RNA, 6607 nt
Organism: Nothobranchius furzeri (turquoise killifish)
Lineage: Eukaryota; Metazoa; Chordata; Actinopteri; Cyprinodontiformes; Nothobranchiidae
Gene: adgrf3a
Product: adhesion G protein-coupled receptor F3a
Biological process (GO): cell surface receptor signaling pathway; adenylate cyclase-activating G protein-coupled receptor signaling pathway
Cellular component (GO): membrane
Molecular function (GO): G protein-coupled receptor activity
Source: RefSeq, a predicted model, not a curated record